AUGCCGGCGCGGCUGGGCGGCGCGGGCGCGGGCGCCGCGAACGCUGACGUGAGCGUGGCGGACUCACCGCUAGCUUCGCUGGAGUCGCUGACGCAGGCCGCCGUCAUCGCCGUCGUGGGCAUCGCCAUCGUCAUCUCCAACUUGCUCAUCAUAGCUGCCUUCCUCAACUUCAAAGGGCUGGCGCACGAGGUGAUCAACUACUACCUGCUGUCGCUGGCGGUGGCGGACCUGCUGUGCGGGCUGCUGGUGGUGCCGCUGUCGGUGCACGCGGCCGCCGCGGGCCGCUGGGUGUUCGGCGGGCUUGUGUGUCGGUUGGCCGGCUACCUCGAGGUCACGCUCUGGUCCGUCUCCGUCUACACCUUCAUGUGGAUAUCUGUGGACCGCUACCUAGCGGUCCGGAAACCGCUCCGAUAUGAGACGGUUAGUUUGACGGUACAAACGCGCACGCGCAGCCAAUGCUGGAUGGUGUUCACGUGGAUCUCGGCCGCCAUGCUGUGCUGCCCGCCGCUGCUCGGCUACAAGAAGGAGGCCAACUACGACGCGCGCACCUUCAUCUGCAUGCUGGAUUGGGCGUCGACGUACGCGUACACCGCGACGCUGGGCAUCCUCGUGCUGGGGCCCAGCCUCAUCUCCAUCGUGUACAACUACUUCUACAUCUUCUCAAUGCGGCGCAAGCUUAACAGCGGCGCGCCCAUCCACGACAAAGAGUACGCGACAGCGCUGGCGGAGAACCUCGCCAACCCCAGCCACUGCAUGAGCUUCCUGCUGGUCGUCACCUUCUGGCUCUCCUGGAUCCCCUACUUUGGCCUUCAGAUUUACGAGUACUUUACAGCUCCGGUGGUUAAAGUGCCCAUGUUGCAUUUUGGUGUGGUCUGGUUGGGGAUUCUCAACUCGUUUUGGAAAAUCGUUAUAUUGAUAACGUUCAGCCCGCAGUUCAGACUGGCGCUCAGGAUCCUGUGCCUGACGUGCUGCCGUGCCAAAGGCCGGCUACAGGCCGAGCUCGUCGGGAUGGACAACGACGACUAAAACCGCCUCUCUGUUGCUACAUUUUGUGUCGGCUUCGGUCCAGUUGUCGAGUCCGCCGCUGAUAUGCCGAAGCCGGCACAACCGUUUUUCUUGCCCACUUUUGCAGAGGUAUGGCGGGUUUGCUGGCCGCUAGUCGUGUCACACAAACGAUGACAUUAGAUAAAUGUUGUAGCAAAACAUACUCGUAUUCCACUUAAUAGUUAUGCAAUGUAGGUUAACCGUAGCUUUUUAUUUAUUUUGAAGAUAGACGAGGACUUUAGCAUUUUAUACAAAGUACUAGGCAAUUUUACUUCGAACGCGGAAUCCACAACGUCACCGACAUGACACGUACGUAUAAAAUGUUUCAUCAGUCUGCAAAAUAUAUCAAAACACGCGCACGUGUACAAAAUAUUUGAAAAUGGUUUUAUGAAUAUUGCGAUAAACAAAGCGAGUGGUUGUGGCAGUAAAUGAACCUAAUACUCGUACUCGUAUAUACGAGUACAAGUCGAUACUAUAACCAAUUCACUUUUCGGACUUCAACCGUAACUAAUACUAGUUGGUAAAUAUUAAAGGCUUUCUUUUUGUUUAUGCUUUGACAGUAUGAUUUACAUAAAAAUGUUACGAAAUUACAUGUUUUAUUUAAUUUUACUAGUAAGUAAUGAUUAGACCGAAUAGUUACGUCGAUAGAUCGUUCGAUCGUCGUUCGUUUGUGACGAACACAAUGUUUCUGUAAAUGUUGCAAUAAUAAUUCAUAUCAUUUACAGUAUCGUAGCUGUAAGUUUUGCCUUUUAUUGUAUGUGUUAACUACCUUAAGUAUAUGUUAUUUACAUAAUUCGUAAGUAGCGAUAGGCAACACUGGAUUGGAAGCAUUUCAUUUGCUGCGCGUACAUUGCUGCUGCGUUUGGCUGCGGGUACAGUCACAUUCGUUGGCGGUGUUCUACCUCUACCAUAAGGCUACCUGUUAGCAGUAAACCUCGAACGGAAGUAACUGUACAUUUGUAAUUUUAUUGUUUGAACGCACAUCUAUAGUACUAGUAUGUGCGUGUGUGUAUUGUGCGGCGCUGCGCCCCAUGCCUCUCUUAAUUCAAAAAUCAAUUUGCUUUGUAAGUAUGUAAUACUUUAUCUUUCAUCGUCAUUAGAUCAGUAUACUACACUACCCACUGAACUGAGGGGCUUGGAGCCAAACUAAGUUAGGAGUGAAUUUGUCUUAAGUUUUUUAAGUUUAAAAUUACGCUCGACACCCCAUUGUUAUAACGACAACAUUAUUAUCUAUGUAAUUGGAAUUGAAAACAAUAUUAUUGUAAAGUAACGACGACGCACUUUGUAAUAUACGAGUAUGCUAUAGCAAUAACCGAUAUCUUGUCUCUUUUAGAUAGUAUUCAUAGAGACUAUAUAUUUUUUAUGCCUAAUUAUUGUUAGUUGUAGAAAUUGUACA
This is a messenger RNA of Papilio polytes (common Mormon), 2440 nucleotides long. It is a transcript of the gene DopEcR, whose product is annotated as probable G-protein coupled receptor 52. Gene Ontology annotation, biological process: G protein-coupled receptor signaling pathway. NCBI's taxonomy places the organism in Eukaryota, Metazoa, Arthropoda, Insecta, Lepidoptera, Papilionidae. Gene Ontology annotation, cellular component: membrane. Gene Ontology annotation, molecular function: peptide binding; G protein-coupled receptor activity. The coding region runs from base 1 to 1026 and encodes 341 amino acids. The record is from RefSeq and is a predicted model, not a curated record. The transcript is spliced from 3 exons.